GGUUGCACUUUUCUGUCAAUAACGAAGAAGGAGAGGCGGGGCUACGGCGGCCAGCGGGCUCGGUUGCUCUUUUCGUGUGUGAGUGUAUGUGAAAAAGCCCAGAGAGCGCUGGAGAGGAGAGGAAAGAAAUCAUGGGGAAUGUUAUGGCUGCCAGCUCUCCCUCUCCCCCUCUUGCAGGGUCCUCUCCAGGCCCUGGUUUAGUAUCUGUGCCUCCUGGGUUCACAAUGCCCCCUGUCUCUGGCUUGGGCCAAGUAGCAGAAAAGAAAGAAACUCAGGAAGAGCGGUUACCGAAUCCCGGCACGUAUGAAGAGUGCCACCGCAAGUGCAAAGAAUUAUUCCCCAUUCAGAUGGAAGGUGUGAAACUUAUUGUAAAUAAAGGGUUGAGUAACUAUUUCCAGGUAAACCAUACGGUCUCACUCAGUGCUCUCAGUGAUUCAAGUUAUCAAUUUGGAGCCACAUAUGUUGGAACAAAGCAGCUGAGCCCAGCAGAGGCAUUUCCUGUUUUAGUUGGAGCAAUGGAUAACAGUGGCAGCCUGAACGCACAAAUAAUCCAUCAAGCCACUCAAUGUGUCCGAUCAAAGAUUGCACUUCAGACUCAGCAGUCGAAGUUUGUGAACUGGCAGCUAGACACAGAAUACAGAGGAGAAGACUUCACAGCCGCCGUCACAUUGGGCAACCCUGACAUACUAGUGGGAUCUGGUAUUGUGGUUGCACACUACAUGCAGAGCAUCACACCCAGUCUGGCACUGGGAGGAGAACUUGUCUACCACCGGCGUCCUGGGGAAGAGGGAACAGUGAUGUCAUUAGCAGGAAGAUACACAGCUCCAAAUUGGACCGGGACAUUAACUCUAGGACAAGCAGGAGCGCACGCAACAUAUUACCAUAAAGCUAAUGAUCAGCUUCAAGUAGGAGUGGAGUUUGAAGCUAACACCCGGAUGCAGGACACAAGUGUCACCUUGGGUUACCAGCUGGAUCUCCCCAAAGCCAACCUACUGUUUAAAGGCUCGCUGGACAGUAAUUGGCUAGUCGGAGCAACUUUAGAAAAGAAACUUCCACCACUUCCUCUCACGCUAGCCAUGGGAGCCUUCCUCAACCACAAGAAGAACAAAUUUGUGUGCGGCUUCGGCUUGACCAUCGGUUAACAUCAUCUUCCGUUAACGGCUUGUGGUCUCUCCUCCACACCUAGACAUGCGGCCUCUCCCUCUGCUUUUCUGACUGCCUUCCCCUUCUCCCUAAUUUCUUAACUCGCCCUUCCACCACAAAACUCCUGCCAGGCACAUUUUUUAUGGACUUUUAUUUUAUCAUUGGGGUUAGGGAGGCAGUGGAGGAAUUUCCUGAUCUUUAACGUAGGUACUUGGAGCGGAGGGGGAGCCAUCCUUGUCUUCAUAUGUCUACUCUUACGAGUGACCUCAUAGUUAAUAAGGUCUGAUGGGAGAUUUAGGCUGGUCUGUAGCAACCAAUCCGAUUGGCCAUUUCAUAGCUGUAUUGCGUUAUGGAAUAGCCAGACAACAUUGUAUUGGUUGCUUUGUGCAUGGACAGUCUCUCUUCAGAGAUAUUGGUCAACAGUUACUUUGGUUUGAGUGAGUUUUCUGUCUGUGUUUGUCCUGUCCAGUCCCCGAAUCAAAAGCUGUUCCCUCAUUUUUUUAUUUGUAUCUUCUAAACCAUUUAUGCAGUCUUCUCAACAACUCCAUGUUAUGAAUGUGACUUGCCUUUCUGUGAGUGUGAUGCCACAAGUGACUGAUCUUUCCCAUCUUGUCUGUCCGAUCCGCCAUCUUGUUCUGUUCUACUCUGGCUUAUCAUUUCUGGGGUUGGGAGGUGUCAUGUCUAGGAGGAGGGUCUGUUCUGGGACCUACCUAAGCCCUCCUAGGCCUUGUGCUGCUGUUGGCGAGGGGAGGAGGCUUCACUCCUGCUGCCUCCUGACCUCCCGCUGUAGGAACUUGGAUGUAAAUCAUGUUUAUAAGUUAUAAAGAGAAAAAUGACACUGAUCUUUUACACAAAACUGAUGUGGAGCCCAGAGCGAAGUCAUGACCGGGCAUGUACAGCACCAAUAAAGUGACUUCCGCAACGGGA
Molecule: messenger RNA, 2070 nt
Organism: Nanorana parkeri
Lineage: Eukaryota; Metazoa; Chordata; Amphibia; Anura; Dicroglossidae
Gene: TOMM40
Product: translocase of outer mitochondrial membrane 40
Exons: 10
Coding region: 132-1142 (336 amino acids)
Biological process (GO): protein import into mitochondrial matrix
Cellular component (GO): mitochondrial outer membrane; mitochondrial outer membrane translocase complex
Molecular function (GO): transmembrane protein transporter activity
Source: RefSeq, a predicted model, not a curated record